Molecule: messenger RNA, 1851 nt
Organism: Nannospalax galili (Upper Galilee mountains blind mole rat)
Lineage: Eukaryota; Metazoa; Chordata; Mammalia; Rodentia; Spalacidae
Gene: Krt72
Product: keratin 72
Exons: 10
Coding region: 113-1675 (520 amino acids)
Biological process (GO): intermediate filament organization; keratinization
Cellular component (GO): keratin filament
Molecular function (GO): structural constituent of skin epidermis
Source: RefSeq, a predicted model, not a curated record
GCCCUCCCAGGCCGGACUAUUUAAGCGGCCAGCGGAGACUGGAGUGCAGCUGCGUCCGCUCCCCAGGCCCGCCCGCCGCCCACCGCCUGCAGCCCGCUGGUCGUCCACAGCCAUGAGCCGUCAGUUGACCCUCUACCCCGGCGCCGAGCGCCUGGGUUUCAGCGGCUGCUCCGCGGUCAUCUCCGGCCGGCUCAGCGGCAGCCACGCCUCGUUUCGGGCCGGGGUCAAAGGCGCUGCCUUCGGCAGCCGGAGUCUGUUCUGCGUGGGGGGCGGUCGGCGGCCGGCGCUGAGCUCUGCGGGGCGGAGUGGAGGCUUCGCGCUGGGCCACGGGGGCGCGGGCGGCGGGCGUCCCGGUGGCUUCGUGGGCACCGUUUUUGGCAGCGCGGGGCUGGGGCCCACGUGCCCGUCUGUGUGCCCGCCGGGCGGCAUCCCCCAGGUCGUCGUCAACCAGAGCCUCCUGGCCCCACUCAAUGUGGAGCUGGACCCGGAGAUCCAGAAGGUGCGCGCCCAGGAGCGGGAGCAGAUCAAGGCGCUGAACAACAAGUUCGCCAACUUCAUUGAUAAGGUGCGCUUCCUAGAGCAGCAGAACCAGGUGCUGGAGACCAAGUGGGAGCUGCUGCAGCAGCUGGACCAGAGCAACAGCAAGAGGAGCCUGGAACCCAUUCAUGAAAGCUAUGUCAGCAGUCUGCAGAAGCAGCUGGAGAUUCUGUCCGGGGACAGGGUGAGGUUGGACUCGGAGCUGAGGAACAUGCGGGAAGUGGUGGAGGAUUGCAAGAAGAGGUACGAGGUGGAGAUUAACAGACGCACUGCUGCUGAGAAUGAGUUCGUGGUGCUGAAGAAGGAUGUGGAUGCUGCUUACAUGAAUAAGGUUGAGCUCCAGGCCAAGGUGGACUCCUUGACAGAUGACAUCAAAUUCUUCAAGGUUCUCUAUGAAGGGGAAAUUUCUCAGAUGCAGUCACAUAUCAGCGACACAUCCGUCAUCCUGUCCAUGGACAAUAACCGGCAGCUGGACCUGGACAGCAUCCUCAACGAGGUCCGAGCGCAGUAUGAGGACAUUGCUGUGAGAAGCAAGGCUGAGACUGAGAACGUGUACCAGUGCAAGAUCCAGGAGCUUCAGGCCACAGCAGGCCAGCAUGGAGAUGACCUCAAGCUCACCAAGGCCGAGAUCACAGAGAUCAACAGGCUGAUCCAGAGGAUCCACUCAGAGAUAGGGAAUGUGAAGAAACAGUGCUCCAGCCUAGAGACAGCUAUUGCGGAUGCUGAGCAGCAAGGUGACUGUGCCCUCAAGGAUGCCCGGACCAAGCUGGACCAGCUGGAGGGUGCCCUGCAGCAAGCCAAAGAGGAGCUGGCCCGCAUGCUGCGUGAGCAUCAGGAGCUGAUGAACGUCAAGCUGGCACUGGACGUGGAGAUCGCAACGUACCGCAAACUUCUGGAGAGUGAGGAGAGCAGAAUGUCUGGUGAAUGUCCAAAUUCUGUGAGCAUCUCUGUCAUUAGCAGUACCAAUGCGGGACCAGGAGGUGCUGGCUUCAAUGUGGGCUUUGGUGCCUUGAGCGGUUACAACUACAGACCUCUGGCCCUGGAGGUCAAGACCAAAGGCGCCUGUGGCAGCGAACUCAAGGACCCCCUUGCCAAAGUCUCUGGCAGCAGCUGUGCAACCAAAAAGGCCUCCAGAUGACAGCCAGGCAGUGGGCUGUAACCGCCCCAUAUGCAGAGAUGGAGCACGGCCCCCGCAAUGUCUCCCUGCAGCCAGCCACAAGCCCCUCAGCUCUGUGCGUUUUUGGAGGCUUCACUGCUAAGGGGCUCUCUGAUGGGGUUCUGUCCAGCUCUCUGCUUCUUCUGCAAUAAAUGAUU